Cordyceps militaris CM01 is the source of this 1629-nucleotide messenger RNA. RefSeq names its product amino acid permease 2. Lineage: Eukaryota; Fungi; Ascomycota; Sordariomycetes; Hypocreales; Cordycipitaceae. Gene Ontology annotation, cellular component: membrane. The transcript has 3 exons. The record is from RefSeq and is a predicted model, not a curated record. Gene Ontology annotation, biological process: transmembrane transport. Bases 1 to 1629 code for a protein of 542 amino acids. Gene Ontology annotation, molecular function: transmembrane transporter activity.
AUGAGCGCCUCCGGCCUGGUAGCGGCCGCGACGACGGGCGUCUUCAAAGACGGUCCCAUCGAGAUGACCACCGUCUCCGCCAACGGGGGCACCUCCUUCAUCUCGGACCACGGCGACGACCCGGAGCACAAGUCGACGGCGGCCGACGUCGUGGCCAUGCAGCGCAUGGGACGCACGCAGGAGCUCGUGCGGCACUUCCGCACCCUCUCCAUGAUUUCCUUUGUAGCCCUCUCCACGACGGCGUGGGAGACCAACAUCUUCGUCUUCACCCAGGGCCUCAAGGACGGCGGCCGCCCGGGCGUCAUGUACAGCCUGCUCUGGUGCUUUGUCGGCUUCGUCCCCAUCUACCUGAGCAUGGCCGAGAUGGCGAGCAUGGCCCCGAUCGCCGGCGCGCAGUACCACUGGGUCAGCGAGUUUGCGCCGGAGCGGUACCAGAAGAUUCUGAGUUACUUGACGGGGUGGACGUCGACGCUGGCUUGGCAGGCCGGUAAUGCCCUGGGCAUGUUUGAGGUCGGCAUUGUCAUCCAAGCCAUCAUCACGGCGAAUAUCGAGUACAACGCCCCGAGAUGGCAUGCCACCAUCAUCAACAUUGUAUUCACCCUGUUUGCGCUCGCGGCCAAUAUCCUCGGUUCUCGAGCUCUGCCGUACUGGCAGAAUGCCGUCUUUGCGCUUCACAUCCUCGCUUUUGUUGCCUUUCUGACUCCAAUUUGGAUCAAUGUGCCGAGGGCUAGCCACCACGACGUCUGGGCUCUUUGGGAGAACCGCGGUGGCUGGCCGACCUUGCUGUUAUCCGUUCUUGUUGGCCAGAUGCCAGGCAUUUCCGCCCAUGUCGGUAUCGACACUGCUGCCCACAUGGCAGAGGAAGUCCGCGACGCCGCCAAGACGAUUCCCAAAAUCAUGCUCGUCGGUUUUGGAAUCAACAUGACUCUCAUUUUCCUGACACUUCUUACCUUUUGCUACCACAUUGUCGACAUCCCGACCGCUCUCGAUGAUCCUACCGGCUACCCUGGAGUCUGGGUUAUCCGGCAGUCGAUGAGCCAGCCAUGGCUGAACAUCCUGCUUGCCGUCAUCCUUAUCCUGGAAGUCUUUGGCGAGCUCUCCUACUUUGCUGCCGUCAGCCGUGAUCUUUUCGCUUUCGCGCGCGACAACGGCCUUCCUUUCUCUCAAUGGCUCGCCAAGGUGGACACCAAGCGCCAGAUUCCUGUCAAUGCUUACAUCUUCUCCGCCGGCUUCAGCAUUCUUCUUAGUUUCAUCUAUCUCGGUAGUCAGGUGGCCUUCUAUGCCGUCGUGUCGCUCUCCACGGUAUCCUUGCUGCAGUGCUACAUGUUCAGCAUUGGCUGCAUCAUGUGGCGCCGCAUCUAUUAUCCCCAUACGCUGCCCCCAGCGCGCUUCUCCCUCGGUCGCUGGGGCCUCUCCAUCAACCUCGCCGCAGUCAUCUUCUCACUCUGGGGCUUCUUCUGGGCUUUCUGGCCAGAGACGUACCCGGUGACGGCUGAGGGAUUCAACUGGGCCUCGAUCAUCUUUGUCGCCACGCUGGUGCUGGCAAUGAUCUACUACGUCGCUGGUGGCCGUGCCAAGUACCACGGCCCUGUUGUACUGGUAGAAGGUCGUAAGCUGCGUGCAGAGUAG